Molecule: messenger RNA, 2156 nt
Organism: Sinocyclocheilus rhinocerous
Lineage: Eukaryota; Metazoa; Chordata; Actinopteri; Cypriniformes; Cyprinidae
Product: protein disulfide-isomerase-like
Exons: 7
Biological process (GO): response to endoplasmic reticulum stress; protein folding
Cellular component (GO): endoplasmic reticulum
Molecular function (GO): protein disulfide isomerase activity
Source: RefSeq, a predicted model, not a curated record
AUUUUUCAGUUUGAUGAGGGUCGCAGUACAUUCGAUGGAGAGAUCAGCAAAGAAAAUCUACUGACCUUCAUCAAAUCCAACCAACUUCCCUUGGUCAUUGAGUUUACAGAGCAGACUGCUCCAAAAAUCUUUGGAGGUGACAUCAAGUCCCACAUCCUAAUGUUUGUGCCCAAAACAGCCAAAGACUUCCAGGAUAAGAUGGACCAAUUUAAGAAGGCAGCUGAGGGCUUCAAAGGCAAAAUUCUCUUCAUCUUUAUUGACAGUGAUGUGGAUGAUAAUCAGCGAAUUCUGGAGUUCUUUGGUCUUAAGAAGGAAGAGUGCCCAACAAUCCGCCUCAUUACCCUAGAGGAAGAGAUGACCAAAUACAAACCAGAAACAUCAGAAAUCACAGCAGAGAACAUCAUUACCUUCUGCACAGACUUCACAGAGGGAAAGCUUAAGCCUCAUUUGAUGAGUCAGGACAUUCCUGACGACUGGGAUAAGAACCCUGUCAAGGUCUUGGUGGGCAAAAACUUUGAAGAGGUUGCCUUCGACCCCGCCAAGAAUGUCUUUAUAGAGUUUUAUGCCCCAUGGUGUGGUCACUGUAAACAGCUGGCCCCCAUCUGGGAUCAGUUGGGUGAGAAAUUCAAAGACAAUGCAAACAUUGUUGUGGCCAAGAUGGACUCCACAGCCAAUGAGAUUGAAGCUGUCAAAGUGCAUAGCUUCCCCACGCUCAAGUUCUUCCCUGCUGGUGAUGACCGUAAGGUAAUUGACUACAAUGGUGAGAGAACACUAGAUGGAUUCACAAAGUUUUUGGAGAGUGGAGGAAAAGAAGGCGGGGCACCAGCAGGAGAUGAUGAGGAUGAAGAUUCUGAUGAUCUGGAUCUUGAUGAUGCAGAGGAUGAUUCAGAUGUAGAAGAGGGACACGAUGAGUUAUAAGAGUCAGGAGGAAAAGGCGAGACAAACCCCUUCACCACCACCACCUCCACUUUAAACCUCCCUGUCUGUGAACACUAAAGCUUUUCCUAACUAAUCGAACAGCCACCGGGCGUUACAGGGUCUUCUUUCAGCCAUUUGUCAUUACCAGUCCAGCCCAACCAUCUGCAGCCCAGAGAAGUGCCUCUCUGCCCACAACGACUUUCUCUUUGAAGUGUUUUACUGUACAGUUUACUUUUUGCAUUAAAUUGUAUUAGGUUUUUAGGUUAAAUUCUAAUGGUAAUCUGUUGAACUGCUCUUUAUACCUGCCCACUACCUCCUUUUGUGUUCGGGAAGGCCCAGUGAAGAUUUUUUGCAGUAUAAUACUGGAAAUACUCUCCUGUUGAAGGAGGGGGAAAGCCAGUUAUUCUGCCUUAAUUCUGUGAUAUGAAUGAGUGGACAUUUCAGGGCAGAGGGGGCUGUAUGUCAUUCACCUUUGGGUGGAAAUAAAAUUAUAAUAAUGGGCUGCUAUUACAGUGUGAACAAAAUUUAGCAGACACCAAACUGAGGUACCUUCCCUGUUUCAUUAGUCAAACCACAUUUUCGUAUUCCUUUUCCAAAUUAACACCUGCUACUGAAUUAUUUUUAAAGAUGUAAAAGUGGAGAACUUGUUUUAUUUAAUUUUAUAUUUCAAUUAUUUUCUUUUUAUUAUCUUCCAUACUGAAGGGCCCAGAAACAGCACUUUUGUUAAGUUACCUGGGGCAGAGUUGGCCGAUGUGGGAGGAUGAUUUGAAACCUUAUUUUGCACUUCAUUCAGUGCCAUCAGAGAUUCCAUAUCAGUUACUGAAAUGAAGAUUUACCAUCUUGUAAGGACAAUAACUCUCCCGUACCCUUCCUGCUUUCCAUCACUUUAGUGGAAGAUUCCUUCCACCUGGAGGUAUAAUGCCAGUUGACGACGUCUGAGUGGUCAGUGUGACGGGGAGGAGAAAGUGUGCUUGUAACCAACUUAAUCAAUCUUUUCUCCUUAUGCUAGGGUUCAGGGUUGUGUGUGUCUAUGAUUUGGUUUAACCCUCUUGUUGUCUGUCUUUAUUUUUCUAGGAGCAGUGAAUUUCAGGGAUGUUUAAAGAAAGGGAGGGUUUAGGAAUUCAAUUGAGAGGGAUUUGGGUUUUGAAAUUUGUCAACAUGUUUGAGACAAAGCAUUCCAUUGCAUUGAAAUUGAUAACGAAAACUGGUGGCCAAAUAAACAACAAAAUGGUAAUAAA